UCCAAAGCUUUAGUAUCUCAUUCGCUCUCGAGAUCUGCUCUGAAUCUAAAUAAAGCUCUCUCUCGAACCUUCGAGAGUCACUAUUUCGAACAAUCGAUCAAUCGAUUCUUCUCGAAGCAUGCGCACUAGAACGUUCGGGAAAUUCAAGGCCCAGAUAUAAAUACUGGCGUCGAGUGUCACUGCAGUUCAGUUCCUUUUUAAACGAGUAAAUACUAUCUCCCGGAAAGAUACUUAUUUUGAUUUUUAAUCUGAUAAUUGUUAAUUAAUACAUUCAUUAAUUUCGAUCUAAUUUAUUAAUUUAUUUCAAUUAUAAAUAUUUUCAGUUUCAGAAUAAUGCCGCGGAAGAAAUCUAACCUCAACAAUCCGUGUAGCAGAAAGGUACGACUCCAGCGCGCUCGGCGAGCUCGAGAAUCAGAAGAAGAAACUGCAGCAAGAAAUGCAGCUCAACGAAUUAGAACAGCAAAAAUUCGUAUUCAAGAAUCUCAAGAACAGCGUAAUAAACGUCUGCGACAAAAUGUAUUAAGGGCAAGAACUGCGCGACAACAGAAUAUAGCCAGAUUUAGAGAACUCGAAAGAACGAGGCAACAAACCAGUCGUGUAUUAACACGUGCAUCAUUCUUUCGCCUUGCGUUUGAGUAUGAACCAGACAUUAAUUACUCGGCACAUUCUAAAAUUACAAUUGGUGCGAUGGAUAAAAUAUGUCAAUAUUGCCACGCGUUAAAAUGUCGAAAUGAAACAACUGGAAUGUGUUGUGCAUCAGGAAAAUUGUUCAACGCGCCAACUGUAGAUGAAGUUGCUAUUAUUAUGGUUGGUGAUCCAUCUAACAACAGAGACAUUAGAAUUACACGUCGAGAUAGAAUUGUUAGUGUAAUUUCGGAUAUACAUCGUUCAUAUGACGCACUUCAGUAUCCUUUGAUAUUCUGGCAAGGGCAAGAUGAAUAUCACAUCAACAUCAAACAGCGUGAUCCAGUCACUGGUAAUGAAACAAAUAAAAAAGGUGUUCUAGUGGAAGUGGUGGAGGUUGCCAUCCUGAGCGAUCUUUGA
Messenger RNA from Homalodisca vitripennis (glassy-winged sharpshooter), 1044 nucleotides. RefSeq lists its product as uncharacterized. The transcript is spliced from 3 exons. Bases 334 to 1044 code for a protein of 236 amino acids. The record is from RefSeq and is a predicted model, not a curated record. NCBI's taxonomy places the organism in Eukaryota, Metazoa, Arthropoda, Insecta, Hemiptera, Cicadellidae.